GGGCACGGGCCGGCCCCGCGCGCACACAAAGGCGGAGCUUGGAGAAGAUGAUUUCCGUUUUAUCUUAUUUACAGCAACCAACAGCAAUUGACGGAGUCCAUCAGCCCAGUGGACGUUGAUGGACCAGCCCUAUGAAGAAACAGGGUUACAAUGGGACAAAGUACCUCGGAACAAGAGGUCCAAGAGGCAACACCAUCAGAGGCCCGCGAGGAUGGGUUUAAUGACAUCAGAUCUUUGGUGGAGGAGGAGCUUCAGACGAGCAUGAUGGUGGGAAUGGUGAUCGGUGCCGGCAUUGUCAUAGUUCUCAUUGCCAUCCUCAUUUUCUUCAUCCUGCGGAGGAUACAACUUCGAAAUGAAGUCACUGAAGAAACGCCAAAGUAUCGCUUCCGUAAAAGGGACAAAGUUAUGUUCUAUGGCCGAAAAAUUAUGCGAAAGAUGUCCCAGUCUACCUCUUCUCUGGUGGGUACUUCUUCCUCUUCUCGUCCCCGCAUGAAAAAGAAGCAGAAGAUGAUCAACAUUGCCAAAAAGAUCCUGCGCUUUCAGAAAGAGGUGCCCAUUCUUCAAGCUAAGGAACCCCCUCCCUCAGUGCUGGAAGCUGACCUCACAGAGUUUGAUGUGGCCAACUCCCACCUCCCCUCAGAAGUGCUCUACAUGCUCAAAAACGUCCGGGUACUGGGUCACUUUGAAAAGCCACUGUUCCUUGAGCUGUGUAAGCACAUGGUGUUUUUGCGCUUCCAACAAGGCGAGCAUGUGUUCAGACCAGGCCACCCCGACAGCAGCAUCUAUGUGGUGCAGGAAGGGAAGCUCGAACUGUGCCUUACUGGACCGGAUGGCAAAGAGAAUGUGGUGAAGGAGGUGUAUGCUGGAGACAGUGUUCACAGCCUACUCAGCAUCUUGGAUGUCAUCACAGGCCACCAGAAGCCUUACAAGACAGUGUCGGCUCGAGCUGCAGAGGUCUCCACUGUUCUGCGUUUACCUGUCGAAGCCUUCCUCUCUAUAUUUGAGAAGUAUCCCGAGAGCCUUGUGCGAGUAGUGCAAAUUAUUAUGGUUCGUCUCCAAAGAGUCACUGUCCUGGCCCUGCACAACUAUUUGGGGCUCACCAACGAGCUCUUCAGCCAUGAAAUGCAACCCAGCCGUCUACCCCCUCCAUCUCCUCACCCAACUCGGACUAGCCCAAUACGUCAUGGGAAACGCUUCAGCAGCUUGACUGUACCAGAGGAGCACAGGGAGGCUGCUGUCAAAGAGGCUGCAGCAGAGCAAGGGAAGGAUGUUUCAUCAGUGCCAAGUCUUAGCAGAGCAAUCUCUAUGCCUGUGGAUAUUGCUGGUAUUCAGAAAGGUCUUAAGUCAGACUUUGACAUGGCUUAUGAGAGAGGCCGUAUCUCUAUUUCUGCUGAGGAUGGAAACACUCCUCCACAAACAUCAAAGUGUGGUGGACCUCUUGACCAGCGGGAGCGUAAAGUGACAGUGGAUGAGGUUCCUUCAGGGAUUUACCUCUAUCCUGAGGAAGAGCCAGGAAUUGAUAAUAUUUUCACUCCAGUUUCUGCCAAAUCAAGUGCUGCUUUGUUUGAGGAAGCCCAGAAAGAGAUCCUGAAGCUCAUGAGGAUAGAGGACCCUUCAUUGCUGAAUGGGAGAGUAACUCUGCAUCAUGCCAAAGCUGGUGCUGUUUUGGCCAGACAAGGUGACCAGGACGUGAGCCUGCACUUUGUCCUGUCCGGGUGCCUGCAUGUGUACCAGCGGAUGAUCAACAAGCAGGAGGCGGUGUGCUUGUUUGUGACCCACCCGGGGGAGAUGGUGGGGCAGCUGGCCGUGCUCACAGGAGAGCCCCUAAUCUUCACUAUCAAAGCCAUCCGGGAUUGUACUUAUCUUAAGAUCUCCAAGUCAGACUUUUAUGAAAUCAUGCGGGAGCAGCCCAGUGUCGUCCUGAGUGCGGCUCACACAGUGGCCAUCCGCAUGUCUGCCUUUGUCAGACAGAUGGACUUCGCCAUCGACUGGAUGGCUGUGGAAGCUGGAAGAGCUCUUUAUAGACAAGAUGACAAGUCAGAUUGCACCUACAUAGUGUUAAAUGGACGUCUGCGCUCAGUCAUUCGAAAGGCAAAUGGAAAGAAAGAGCUUGUUGGGGAGUAUGGUAGAGGAGAUCUCAUUGGUGUGGUGGAAGCUUUGACUAAGCAGCCGAGGGCCACCACUGUCCAUGCUGUUAGGGACACAGAGCUGGUCAAACUGCCGGAGGGAACGCUAAAUAACAUUAAAAGACGAUAUCCACAGGUGGUGACACGGUUGAUCCACUUGUUAGGCCAAAAGAUUUUAGGUAACCUCCAGCAGGGGAGAGGGCCUUUCACGGCAUCCGCUCUGGGCCUGCCCAGUGUUGCCACCAGUGCAGAUGUGACCAACCCCUCCAGUAACCUCUCCACUGUGGCUGUGCUGCCGGUGGGCGACGAUGUGCCAGUCAACGCUUUCAACCUGGAGCUCAGCCACGCCCUCAGUGCCAUAGGUCCAACUUUACUGUUAACAAGUGACAUAAUUAGAGAACGAUUGGGUGCCUCUGCUUUGGACAGUAUCCAUGAGUACCGUCUGUCCGGCUGGCUGGCCCAGCAGGAGGACAUAAACCGCAUCGUCCUGUACCAGACCGACAACAGCAUGACCCCCUGGACACAGCGCUGUAUCCGACAGGCGGACUGCAUCCUCAUUGUGGGAGUGGGGGACCAGGAGCCCACGCUUGGAGAGCUGGAGCAGAUGUUGGAGAACACAGCGGUACGCGCUCUGAAGAAGCUGGUCGUCUUACACAGAGAAGAUGGCCCUGAUCCAGCCCGGACAGUGGAGUGGCUCAACAUGAGGAGCUGGUGCUCAGGUCACCUUCACCUCAAGUGUCCACGCCGAGUCUUCUCCCGACGCAGUCCCAGCAAACUGAGGGAGGUAUAUGAGAAGGUUUUUGAGAAAACAGCAGACAGACACAGUGACUUCUCUCGGCUGGCCAGAGCCCUGACAGGGAAUAGCAUCGCCCUGGUAUUGGGAGGAGGUGGAGCCAGAGGCUGUUCUCAUGUUGGAGUGAUCAAAGCCAUGGAAGAAGCAGGAAUUCCCAUUGACAUAGUAGGAGGGACCUCGAUUGGAUCAUUCAUUGGUGCUCUGUAUGCUGAGGAGAGGAGCGCUGUUCGAACCAAGCAGAGAGCCCGCGAGUGGUCCAAGGCAAUGAACUCCGUGUUCAAGACAGUCCUGGAUUUGACCUAUCCCAUCACCUCCAUGUUCUCCGGCUCUGCUUUCAACACCAGUAUAUAUAAAGUUUUCCAGGACAAACAAAUAGAGGACUUGUGGUUGCCAUAUUUUAAUGUCACGACUGACAUCACAGCCUCAGCCAUGCGAGUCCAUCAGGAUGGCUGCGCCUGGCGCUAUGUUAGGGCCAGCGCCUCCUACACCCCUUAUUUACCUCCCCUCUGCGACCCCAAGGAUGGCCACUUGCUUGUGGAUGGUUGCUAUGUUAACAAUGUCCCAGGCUCUCUAUGGCGCUAUGUGCGUGCCAGCAUGACCCUGUCGGGGUACCUGCCACCCCUCUGUGACCCCAAAGAUGGAAACUUACUAAUGGACGGUGGCUACAUCAACAACCUACCAGCGGACAUUGCGAGGAACAUGGGUGCCAAAACCGUCAUUGCCAUUGAUGUGGGGAGCCAGGAUGAGACCGACCUGUGUAACUAUGGUGAUUGUCUGUCUGGAUGGUGGUUGCUCUGGAAACGCAUCAACCCUUGGGCUGAGAAAGUUAAGGUGCCGGACAUGGCAGAGAUCCAGUCCCGGUUGGCCUACGUGUCAUGUGUGCGUCAGUUAGAGGUGGUUAAGAAGAGUGCCUACUGCGAGUACAUAAGACCCCCCAUCGACCGCUUCAAGACCAUGGACUUUGGAAAGUUUGAUGAGAUCUAUGAUGUGGGCUUUCAGCACGGGAAGCUUCUGUUCACCGGUUGGGCUCGUGGGGACAUCAUCCAAAACAUGCUGAAGGACCAUCGAUCGGCUGACUACAACGACAGCAAGAAAACAGAUUCAUGCACAUGUCCAGACGCAGACUUCACUGACCUGGCAGAAAUCGUCUCCAGGAUUGACCCAGUUCAGACUUUUGUGGCCACAGAAGCAGAGGAGUCGGACUGUCUGACCGAGUAUGAAGAGGACGGGAUGGACACCGUGAGGGAGGAGGAGGGGGAGGAGGGGGAGGAGGAGGAAACUGACGACCACUCACCUGGAGACUGGGGUCCAAAUGGUGUCUUUCAAACGGAUGAAGAAAAAUCAGUUCGCCAACGCCGUAAACUAGCCAGUGACUCCAACCUGUCGGAGGUGUCAGACUCCUGAUGGAGAGGAGGAAACAGGAGGUCUUCAAAAAUAACAGCUUUUCUAGUAAAGCACCUACUACAGGUGUCUAACUGGAGGACAAAGUGUCUUUCUUAACUCCUCCUGCUGCCAAUCAUCUGCCUCCCAGUGAACAAUGACUUGGUUUAACAUCAGGUGAGCCUUCUGAUGCAGCCCUCUUUUAUUUAUCCUGUCUUGGGACAAGCAUAAAAUACAGAGACUCUUAAAAACAAAUAAAAUAACUUGAUACAACAAAUGAGUGGGGCCGUAUGUGAUGAGAACUGGACUGAAGCCUGCAUCAUGCCUUCCUCACUGCACUCCAUUCACACUGUCUGUAGAUGUUUCGAGUGGUUACUACUGUGGAAUAAGAGUUAAUGGCACUGGACCUAUUUUACUGGUGAGGACUUUUCUUACAUAAGGGAAACACACCCUGAAAAAUGACCAUGAAUUAUUUUGUUUUUAACUUAUUUUACUUAACGCACAAAAACUCGCUGCAGUGUGACUGAUUGAUGAUUGGGUGCUAUUUGUUGUUGGUGUUUUCAUUAAUGCCACAUUAAGAUGAUGCCUUUUCAAAAUAUGUUUGAUUACAACACGAGAUACUCAGGUUUUCUGUUCUCAGUCUGAAGAUCGGCAGAAAGCUUGUCAUAAAAAGUGUAAAAACAUGUUAAAUAUAUGUAUAUAGAAAACAAUGUUAUUACUGUUGAUUUUCAGCCUUGAAAUGUACAGAAACUCUGAGUAACAUGUUAAUGAAUUACACUAUAAUAGUUGUAAAGUUGUAUUCCCACAUUCUAUGUGAAAUGAUGCUUUACUGAAUAUCAACGGAAUGGGAUCCAAUGAACUUUUGCCAGAUAUGCUUUCUAAUAUUAUUUAUACAACUACUGGGUUUUGUUUUAGGGUUUUAUUUUGAUUAACUUUGGCUUUAGCUGUUUUGCACUGAAAUGUUGGAUAUAUUCCUUUGGCCAUCUAUGGAGCUCAUCAGUGACCGCCCGUCCCCCCACCGAAGUAAAUUUCUCAUUCAUUUUUCCCAUAGACUUUCUGAAGAAACUUAAUAUUCAAAGUUUGAAGGCUCAGGACUAUCAGCUAUGUGGUUACUAAUGACCAUAAGACCUACAGUUUUUUUUUUAUUCUGUUUCUGAAACUAUAAGCUGUUGAGCUCCAUUUGAGGGUGACAAGGGAAAUAAAGAUUUUUUAAAAAGGAUUAUUAUUGGAUAUGCAUAAUUGAAAAUAAAUGUUUAACAAAAUUUCAAAA
Messenger RNA from Periophthalmus magnuspinnatus, 5569 nucleotides. It is a transcript of the gene pnpla6, whose product is annotated as patatin-like phospholipase domain containing 6. The record is from RefSeq and is a predicted model, not a curated record. NCBI's taxonomy places the organism in Eukaryota, Metazoa, Chordata, Actinopteri, Gobiiformes, Gobiidae. Gene Ontology annotation, biological process: phosphatidylcholine metabolic process. Gene Ontology annotation, molecular function: phosphatidylcholine lysophospholipase A1 activity. Gene Ontology annotation, cellular component: endoplasmic reticulum. The transcript is spliced from 37 exons. Bases 151 to 4323 code for a protein of 1390 amino acids.